Achroia grisella is the source of this 2442-nucleotide messenger RNA. RefSeq lists its product as uncharacterized. The record is from RefSeq and is a predicted model, not a curated record. The transcript has 7 exons. The coding region runs from base 443 to 1477 and encodes 344 amino acids. NCBI's taxonomy places the organism in Eukaryota, Metazoa, Arthropoda, Insecta, Lepidoptera, Pyralidae.
CGGGCGUCUGUGUGUAACGCGUUAAGAGCAGAUCGGCCCUCGACGGUUUGCUUAUUAAAAUUUACGUCACUCGCCUGUCAAAAACUCAGUCAAACAAAUAAGUUCGGACCUAAUUAACUAGACGUCCCUGGAGUUUAAAUGAAAUUAUUUUUUAGAAAGUCGCAGACGUGGAAGUGAUUUUGUUUGUCGUUCUUUUUUCAAUAAAUCUAAAGAAUCUGUAACUUUUACGAGGCUAAAAAGUUGGUGAUUUCAGCUUUGUCAUAUACAUAUAAAUGUACUAUGAAAGACUAGAAUGGAGUUAGUGAAGUGUAAGUGUGGGUGGCGAACUAGUUAUAGUUAGACUGAUGUGCACUGAGGGACUGAUCACGUGUUGCCGAAGUUGCAAGACAAAUAAGUGAAGUGACUUAUAUGAGACGAGCUGGAUCAACACAAAUUUAGUGGCAUGGAGCUGAUACCAUCGAAUGGAGGCCGCAUAUAUGUGGCAUUCUUUGCGACCAUCUUUUGGGGAAUGGGUGUCCGAGGCCUUCACAAUUUGGAAAUUAACGUACCGAAUGCGGUCCUGGUCGGUGAAACUGUCACUUUAGAAUGUAGUUGGGAAUUAGAAGAUGAAGAAACUCUUUAUAGUGUAAAAUGGUACCGGGGUCGAGAGGAAUUCUAUAGAUACAUUCCGAAGGAGUUACCUCAUACGAGGGUAUUUCCUCUACCUGGAAUUGAAGUCGAUAUAUCGCGGUCAGGUGCGCGGCGCGUGGUUCUGCAGCAAGCUACUCCAGCCAUGGCAGGCCGCUUCCGCUGCGAGGUCUCCGCAGACGCACCAACAUUUCAUACAGAAAUAAGAUCUGCUCCCUUAGAGGUUGUUGAGCCCCCGGAAUGGGGACCGAAGUUGGUGUCAGAGCGAUCAUGGUACGACGUGGGAUCCACCCUUCGAGCAACCUGCGCUUCGCCGCCAGCGCACCCACCCGCAAACCUUACUUUCGGGCUAAAUGGUCAAGAGAUCGACAUGGAGUCCUUAGUACACGAGCUACCAAACUGGUUCAAAUGGGACCCGCCACCAAAAUCUGAGGUCACUACUACUGAACAGCCAGAAGAUGAUGUAAACUUUAAUAUAUUUCAUGAUGAAAGCAAUAUGCAGUACUUGGACGAGUCUUAUAUUAAUCUCCAUAAAGAAGAGAUAAGACGUCCUCCCAAGGAGAGUCCAAAAGUAUCAUUUGAGAGGAUAGAGCCAGAUAAUAGGUUGCCAUCUGUGAGCGAGGUGUCUUUUGUAGUUCGAAACGAGGCAUUCGAGCGCGGCAGUCUCCGGUUGACCUGUAUAGCCAGCAUAUAUAACCUCUAUGCUGCACGCUCCGAACUAAUUUUCGAUGUGGAGCAACCAGAAGUUGCUUCGGUGUUAGGAGUCCGUAACAGUGCUGUAGAUUCAUUUAUCUCCGGUACCUGGCGGAUAUCGGCAUCAUUGGUGCCAUUUUUAUAUAAUAUUCGGUAGUUUAUUAACUAAAAGUGUUUAGAUAAGUACAAAUUUAUUUUUAAGCAUUUGAAUUUUUGUAUAAAUAUAACGAAUCUCAUUUUGUACAAAUCCAUAAAACAUAUCUAAAUACAUAAUACUAUGAUGUUCUGUUAUUGUCAUGAAUAUCAUCUAUAAGAUGACUAUGUUCAGUUUUGGGAACAGUUUUGUAUAGGUAGUUUCUCGUACAUGUCAUUAGUUGUAGGUCAAACUGGCCAAAAUAGAUUGCUAAGGAUUCCUUCAGUGAUAGGUACAAAUCGCAAAGGAUUGUUUAAAUUUGUUUGAAAACUACAAGUUCAUUCGUCUCUGGAAGCAGUUAUUUAUGCCUACUAUUCAGAAGUAGGCACUACUUAUAUGAAUUUAAAUAUUAUUUGCAAUAAAUAUAUAAUAGUAAUAAAAACACGGACGGGGUAGGGCAAUAUAACUAUAAAAAAUACUUAAACACCAAAUAACAAAUUUAUAAAUAAAUAUAAAUUUAUAUAUUAAAUAUUUAAUUUUCAAUUUGAAAAAUGCUUUGUAUAAUCGUUCCUCGAUGUGAAUAAAACCUAGAUGCAUGUAACAAAUAGAGCCAUAACUAGGCUGUAAGUUUUAAAUCAAAUGUGAUAAGCAUAAGGAUAUCUGUAAAAAAUGAAAUAUAAGGGUACGUAAUGUACUUCAAAGUUUACAAACUUAUUCUUGUAGCGUAGUUCGUUUGUUUACCGAGAGCUAUAAAAAGAGGUUAUGAUUAGUACAUUACUAUAAUCGUAUCCUUGUGAAAGACUGAUGAAUUAUUUUAUUAUUUAUUAAAGGUUUUUUUAUCAUAAUGUAAGUAUUAUAAUAUAUUAAAUCACAUUGUUUCUAUGUUAAAUAUAAAAAUAGUAAACUUUACUUUGUAAGUUUCUAUUUCUUUAUGUAUUUCUUAAUCCUAUCAAAUGUUUUGUGAAAAUGUUGAGCAUCUGUAAAUAUAA